This is a messenger RNA of Aspergillus wentii DTO 134E9, 1509 nucleotides long. RefSeq lists its product as uncharacterized. Lineage: Eukaryota; Fungi; Ascomycota; Eurotiomycetes; Eurotiales; Aspergillaceae. The transcript has a single exon. The coding region runs from base 1 to 1509 and encodes 502 amino acids. The record is from RefSeq and is a predicted model, not a curated record. Gene Ontology annotation, biological process: transmembrane transport. Gene Ontology annotation, molecular function: transmembrane transporter activity. Gene Ontology annotation, cellular component: membrane.
AUGUCCUCUACCAGAUCUCUCGACAAGGAAGCCAUUGAGCCAGCUGAUCGCUCCGUUGGCAUCAAUGAACCGGAUUCAGUUCCUCCCUCCCAUUUCUCCUCCAAAUUCCAAGAGGCCCUGUUCAUCCUCGUGAUUGGCAUGUCGCAGCUCUUCUCAGUCGGAGGUCUUGGAAACACGGCGUUUUCGGUGCAACAAAUCGGGCAUGCCCUCGAUGCGACCAGCAAUGGACAAAUGUCGUGGUUCCUUGCUUCAUACUCACUCUGCGGUGGUGUCUUUGUCUUGGUGACUGGACGACUGGGUGACCAUUUCGGCCAUAAGAACCUCUUUCUCUUUGGCUGGAUCUGGAUGGCCAUUUGGUCUCUGGUCAGUGGCUUUGCGAAUAAUGUUAUUCUCUUCGACUUUGCUCGUGGUAUGACGGGUAUUGGCAAUGGCGCGCUGGUCCCCAACUCGUUUGCCCUCCUGGCGCGAGCCUUUCCACCCUUCUCAGCCAAGAAGAACAUUGCUUUUGCCUUCCUCGGCUUCUGCGCGCCCUCCGGCUAUGUAUUCGGUGGUCUAAUUGGCGCUGCCUUUGCUGAAAAUGUCACAUGGCGAUGGGGGUACUGGUUUUGGGCGAUUGGCUGUCUCGUGCUGGGUAUUGCGACCUAUGUCGUUGUCCCUCACCGUGUUGGAUCUCCUAUCCCGGGACUCAGCAUCGGGAAUUUCGACUAUAUUGGCGCCUUUUCUGGCGUUUCCGGCCUCAUACUCUUUUGCUUUGCAUGGAGUCAAGCAUCCGUGGUCGGUUGGAACGAGCCUUAUACAUACGCCCUCCUUAUCGUGGGAAUCAUCUUUAUCGUGGUCUUUGGCGUCUCUCAAUCAUACGUUGCAGCGCCAGUCUUGCCCAACACGCUCUGGACUCGCAAGGGAUUUUCUCCCGUCGUGAUCGCCAUGUCGUUUGGCUGGAUGUCGUUCGGUAUCUUCCUUUACUACACGACCCUCUUCAUUCUUACGAUCCACGAGGAACUCCCUCUCACGGCCGUGGCACAGAUGGUUCCUUUAGUCAUUGGCGGUCUCUUCGCUACCGCAUCAGUCGGCAUUUUCAUCGCAAAGGUACCCGCUCAGUAUAUAUUCGGUGUAUCAAUGUUCUCCUUCUUCCUUGGCAACCUUCUCAUGAGUUUCGCCAACUACUCAAGCACCUACUGGGCCUUUAUCUUUCCCGCGUGUCUCCUUGUCGUCGGGGGACCAGAUCUCUCGUUCGCAUCGUCUGGUAUCCUUAUCACUAAUGUGGUUUUACCUGAAGAGCAAGGUGUGGCAGGGUCGUUUAUCUCCACAGUGGUUCAGUACUCGAUUGCCAUUGGCCUUGGUAUUGCUGCGACGGUUGAGGGGCAUGUUGGUGGCGACGACGUGAUUCUGUCGUAUCGGGGUUGCUACUGGCUUGGGAUUUCUUUUGCAGCUGUUGCGUUUCUUGUGGUUGUUUUGUUUGUUCGUGAUCAUCGUUUUGAUGAAGCGAAUGCGAAGGGGGACCGGGAGUAA